Messenger RNA from Durio zibethinus, 2364 nucleotides. NCBI's taxonomy places the organism in Eukaryota, Viridiplantae, Streptophyta, Magnoliopsida, Malvales, Malvaceae. The record is from RefSeq and is a predicted model, not a curated record.
AUGGCUGACAAAGAAAGAAACCCUUUGCAAUCUUCAAACAGUGUAGUGUUCCCAAUGACUCAAACUGAUUUAUUAUUGACAACAGGGAAAAAUGAAAAAUGGAAGGGAAUGUGGUCCCAAAGAAUCACAUUGAAGUGGGUCAAUUUUGAGAUUAUAUUUAGGACUCUUUAUUACAUGAGUAACAACAGUUCUUGUCCCGGGACAGAUGAGCUUGGACAGAUAAGCAAAUCAACAUCCAAACUUCAGUCACUCAUCUGCUCAAAGUCUCAAACAAUUAUGCACUAUAAUUCAAAUUAUAUCAAAAUAGUAGUAUAUAUUUUAAUCCAACCAUCUGUACUUUGCUUAAUUGCCCCUAAUCAUUUGACAUUUUGUGAGUCAGACAGAAUAGAUGGCAAUGGCAAUGGCAUUGGCUGGGUUUGGAAACUUUGUGGUGAUAAAUCAAGUAGGGGACCAACAUUAAUUCUGGGAGGCAAAAUAAACGUUGAUUUUGAUGCAUAUCGCCUGUCUGUGGUCUAUGUUUUUGUUUUUAUCUUGCACGGGUGGGAUCUUGCUGCUUUUUUCAAUGAGAAAAAUUGGCCUUUAUCUGCAAAUUUAGAACUGGCAGAAAGCACUGCCUUUUUUUUUCUUUAUCCUUGUAAUCCACGCCUGGAACAUUUUGCUUUGCUUUUUGCACUGUUGGAUAAAGAUAGAAGUAAUCAUCUGAAUCCGAACCAAAAUUCAGUAAAUAGGGUGGAAAAUGCGGCCCAUGCUUCAUUGCUGAUCAUGUUCGACAUUAGUCAUUGGCAUGGGCGAGGUUUGAACGCUAUUUCAAUGUUAUACGUGCCACCAAAGGCUGUUAGAGCUAUCCUGCAUGACAUGAGCUUAAUAUACGCUGAAAUCCAAAUGGCCACUAAGCCAGCUUGCCUUAGAUGGUUGCUGCAGCUAGGAGUUCAGCAUGAGUUGAUUACCACUCUUAUCAUUACUACCCUUCUCUUUUGUUUUUGCUCUGCUCUCAAGGAGGGACAAACAUGCGUAGCAGAUGGGAAUUGUGACUCUGGGUUGCACUGUGAAACCUGUCUAGCAAAUGGAAACGUACGGCCAAGAUGCACCAGAAUCCAACCUGUAAACCCCACUUCCAAGGUUAAGGGGCUGCCGUUUAACCGAUACUCCUGGUUGACUACCCACAACUCGUUUGCAAGGCUAGGAGAGAGGUCUGCAACUGGAUCUUUGAUUUUAGCUCCUACGAACCAGCAGGAUUCCAUCACCAGCCAGCUUAAUAAUGGUGUUAGGGGUUUGAUGCUGGACAUGUAUGAUUUCCAGAAUGACAUCUGGUUGUGUCACUCCUUUGGAGGACAAUGCUUCAAUUAUACAGCUUUUCAACCUGCAGUUAAUGUUUUGAAAGAGGUUCAAGCAUUUCUUGAAGCAAACCCAUCAGAAAUUGUUACCAUUAUCAUUGAAGACUAUGUUACCUCACCAAGGGGCUUGAGUAAAGUAUUUGAUGCUGCUGGCCUGAGGAAGUUCUGGUUUCCAGUAUCUCGAAUGCCAAAAAAUGGUGGAAAUUGGCCCACAGUUGAUGAUAUGGUCCAAAAGAAUCAGCGCCUGUUGGUUUUCACUUCAAAGUCAGCUAAGGAGGCCUCGGAAGGUAUAGCUUAUCAAUGGAGAUACAUGGUAGAAAACCAAUAUGGAAAUCGUGGGAUGGUAGCUGGUUCAUGUCCAAACCGGGCAGAAUCACCUGCGAUGAAUGCAACAUCAAGGUCACUGGCUUUAGUCAACUACUUUCCUGAUGCACCAGAUGUAACCCAAGCUUGCAAACACAAUUCAGCUCCAUUGAUUAACAUGGUGAACACAUGUUACGUAGCAGCUGGCAAACGGUGGCCUAACUUCAUUGCUGUGGAUUUUUACAAGAGGAGUGACGGUGGAGGCGCUCCAGAAGCUGUAGACGUGGCAAAUGGUCAUCUAGUUUGUGGAUGCGGAAUCAUUGCCUCUUGCGAGGAAAACAUGACUUUUGGAGUAUGCGACAUACCUGAGGCUGGUGUUGCCGCUGAACCAGAACCAGUAGCACAUAGAUCCAGCUUUGCUUAUUUGGAUAGUCGACCAACUCCAUUGCAGUGGUUGCUUGCCAUAAUUUUAGUAGCAAUUCUCCUAUAAUUGAAAAGAUGAAUGUUUUAUAAAAAAAUUCUAACCAUUACCUAACCCAGAUAGCUAGUAGAUUAGUCCAGCUUCGAAAGGAUUAUACUCUUUAUUCCAGCUUUAUUUAUUUCGACGUUGGACAUUCAGUGGCUAAAGAGUGGCGGCUAUCCAGGGCCAUGGUAUUUAUUCUUCUGUUUCAAUGAUUAUAGCAGAUUUUUAAACCAUGGAUGUUUAUCAUGUGAUUGUUUUAUAGAA